Molecule: messenger RNA, 546 nt
Organism: Soboliphyme baturini
Lineage: Eukaryota; Metazoa; Nematoda; Enoplea; Dioctophymatida; Soboliphymatidae
Source: the annotation of a GenBank genome assembly
AUGUACACGCAGUCGAAGUUCUGUGACGAAGAAAAGGCAGGAAGGGAUGCAGUUUCUGGUGUCGACGCUUGGGAGAACACGCCGGACGGAUCAGAUUUUCUGUCCCAUUUCUCGCUGAGAGAAAAGGAACUCUUAUCCGUUUCCAUGAAAAAGCUAGAACAGUUAGAAGAGGACAACGCGGUGAAAAUUUUCAUCAGGUUGUUUCAAGAAAAUCCAGCGUACAAAUCUUUGUUUCCAAAGCUGAGAUUCAUGGGCGACGCCGACAUUGUCAAUUCGACUGCACUAGUGGCACAUACACAACUGAUAUUGAAGAUGAUAAAGACUUUUAUUAAUGGGUUUCAGAACGAAAGCACCUGUGCCGUGGUACUGAAGAGAGCAGAAACAGCGCAUCGAAAGUUCGACAUAAAACCCUCGCAAGUUUCGACCUUGUUUCCGAUUCUGAUGGAAAUUCUCGACAUCAGCCAUAACGAAACGCAAGCGGCGUGGAAAAAGUUGUUCGAAACGUUCAGCAUCAGGAUUGAAAAAAUGAAACUUUAUUCGAUGUAA